This is a messenger RNA of Mizuhopecten yessoensis (Yesso scallop), 6736 nucleotides long. Its product is annotated as integrin alpha-9-like. Gene Ontology annotation, molecular function: integrin binding. The record is from RefSeq and is a predicted model, not a curated record. Gene Ontology annotation, biological process: cell adhesion mediated by integrin; cell-matrix adhesion; integrin-mediated signaling pathway. Bases 365 to 3616 code for a protein of 1083 amino acids. Lineage: Eukaryota; Metazoa; Mollusca; Bivalvia; Pectinida; Pectinidae. Gene Ontology annotation, cellular component: integrin complex; external side of plasma membrane. The transcript has 22 exons.
UCUUACUUGCAAAGUAUCGUAUACACAAUGUGUAUUCAUUCUGAUGGUAACAGCUAGGGGGUUUCUCAAAAGGGAUAAUUGAGAUUUUCUCAAAAGUGAUAAUUGAGAUUUUCUCAAAAGUGAUAAUUGAGAUUUUCUCAAAAUGUAUUUUAACUUGUAAAAUUCGGUCCUGAAAAGGAGAAGAUGAAAAGAAAAGGAAGGAAAAAGGAGAAAAGAAGAAACUGUGGAAUCCUACAAUGUUGUUGCUCCAUCCCACUACAGGAACGUUAAAUUGAUUUACUUUGCUGAUUCGUGAUUCUGAGGAUUACUUCACACAGAAAUCUCAUCAACAGACUGAACUGUGACAUAAUUAAAAAAGUCAAUAAUGAAAUUCCACAAGAUUUUGAUAGCGAUUGCAUCAACAUUGUUUAUAUUACUUGUGGUUACGAUCACUAAUACCAAUAGUUUAAACUUGGAUGUUGGAAAUGCUCACAUAUUUUCUGGACCAAAGGACAGUUACUUUGGAUAUUCGGUGGCCUUUGUUAAAAAUGGAAAAGGUGAAAAAUGGAUUUUGAUUGGUGCCCCCCGAGCCAAUGAUUCAUUUAGACCCUCUUUAACGGAGCCUGGAGGUCUAUUUCGAUGUCAGAGGGACCUGAAGCCCACUGAGUGUUCUUUUGUACCCAUCAACACAGAAAGCACAUCUGGAAACUGGAUGGGUGUGUCAAUAGAUGUGGGACAGCAGCUUAUACUGGUAUGUGGUCAUCGGUGGAUAAGUGCCAAUUACAACAUGAACGGAAUUUGUGUGGAGUUAGGACGUGACUUUGCACAGUCACGUGCUCGCAAAUAUCUGGUCGACCCCGAUAUGCAAACCAUCAAUGAUACACUUAUUUACAGUAUUGGCGCUAUGGGCAUGUCCUGCGCCUAUGCACCCACGGGUGAAUCAAGAACAAUUGAGAAGGCUAUUGGGGCCCCAGGAAUAUAUGAAGCUACAGGGGGAGUGGUCAAACACACAGACUUCGAUCAGGCUACUGACGUUGUGCACUUUCCGACGCUAAGGCAGACUGAGGCCCAGCUGUAUGGGUAUGCAGUGACAUUCGGGAAACUGUAUGGAGGUGACGAUUACAACAUGAUCACAGGUGGACCUCGUGACUCCAUGACAGGCCAGGUUAAGAUCCUGAUGGACAAGGCAAAUAAUUUUGAUUUAAAACAACAAAUCCCUGGAGAACAGGUUGGGAGUUACUUCGGGUCGGCCAUUGCCACAACGCCUCUACAGACUGGUGAGCCGGAGUACCUGCUGGUUGGAGCACCUAUGUAUGCAGGCUUUGACAGGAACAACUGGAAUAUCGUGGAAGAGAUCGGCAAAGUUUACGUCUAUAAAUAUGACAGCGCUGAUGGAAAGAUGGUACAGACUCAAACAUUAGUUGGAAGCCAAUCUGAAGGAUCAAGAUUUGGGACGGCCAUUUCAGGCCUCAAUGACAUUAAUGGGGAUAGUUACUACGAUAUUGCUGUUGGUGCUCCCUACGAGGAUGAAGGUCAUGGAAUGGUGUACAUUUACAAUGGAUAUCAAGGGGGAUUCUGGCCCAUGGAGACUCAGAGGAUAAAAGGGAGAGAAUUAAAUUUGUUGACAUUUGGAGUAGCUAUCUCUAAACCUUUCCUGUACAACAGUGAUGCAUACUAUGAUACGCUGAUUGGAGCUUUUAUGUCUGAUAAGGCGGUGCUGAUUUACUCACAACCCACCAUCAAUAUGGACGUUACUUUGAGGAUAGGUGAUACUGUAACUAACGAUAUUAUCAGGCAGGGCACAGACACGUUCACUGUUGAAGUGUGCUUCUCCUACCAGGGACAGGAUCUCCCUAAUGAAGCCGUUGUGGAGUUUAUGAUAGAUAUUGAUACAAAUUCAACAGGGAAACGUCGCAGAGUGGUACUGGAAAGUGGGAAUUACAACGUCAGUGGAAGCAAAAUUGUACAAAAGGCAUUACGACAAACCUGUGUACUACCUCCUUAUACUGUCCUAGUACAGUCUCAUACAGACCUUUUUGUGCCCUUGGUAUUCUCCACUACCUACAAGAUCAGAAACGACACUGUCGGCAAUUGUUUAAACAACGUUUGUCCAAUGGUGAAUACAUUCAAUGGAGAACAGGCUAACCCAACCAUAACCGGACUCAACACGGAGUUGACGUUACAGAGACCAGGAUGUGGAGAAGACAAUAUCUGUCAGGUAGAUGUUGAUGUCAUUGCUAAAACGAAAUUUAUAAAUCCGGAUACAGAUCUCAUUGUCGGAGAAAAGGCCAAGUUUGAGUUGGAUGUUCAGAUGGUAAAUAAUGGCAUGGACUGGGCAUAUGCACCAUUUGCAGAAAUUGAGGUCCCGGAGUACAUCGACUUCGUCAAGUCGGAGCCAUCAGAUGUUGCAUGUUACAAAAAUUCAGCGACAUUGCUUGUGUGCCAGGUCGUCAAUCCUCUGAAAUCUAAUGACGGCAAACAUUUCAACGUGAAGUUUGAUGCCUCAAGAGCUCCAGUUAAGAACUUCGUCAUCAGUGUUAAUGGACAGACAAUCAGCUCCGAUACUAACCCCACAAACAACCGAAAAGACAUAACCGUCAGUGUUAGGUCAAAGGUCAAUAAGGAGUUUCGAGGGGAUUCGUUUCCAGAGAUUUAUGUUACCAAAGGUGAAACUGGUAUGAAGCCAGUCACUCACAAAUUUGACUUCGAAAACAAUGGACCCAGUGCUCUGACAUCAGAAACCAAAUUUGUUGCCAAAUUUCCUUUCCUCCGAAUUGACAGUCAAGACAUUUUCGUCCUUCAACAGUUCAUCGUGACCACUCAACUGGACAAGGUUGUGAAUGUGUCGAGUGCUAUAAAUACCUCAGUCCGGUGUUGGGUGAGUAGAGACAAUGUAAGGGCCUAUAUGGCAGUGACCAGUCAGGACAGAGAGGGAGUGGUCAGUCACAGGUUCAAUAUCCAGGACUCUUUCAACUUCGAGGUCAACUCAAUGAACAAGGACUGUCAGACUGAUGCCUGCGACUCCUUUACUUGUGGUGUGUCUCCAAUACUGGCUGGAUUUGCUGUCUCCAUGACGAUGAACUUUACCCUCAAUCCAAACACGUUGGCGAAAGUUCAGGCAAGUGUUGAAGAUGUGCUGAAAGAGGUGAAGAUCUCAUCUGAAGUGACUGUUGAUUACCCAAAUGACCUUGCUUUGAUAGAACAGGAGAAAGGGACCGACACACAACAGGCAACCAUAACUGUUCUGCCUAACAAACCAAUAGAGGAAGAGGUUGCAUGGUGGGUCAUCUUCCUCAGCAUCCUUGGUGCUGUCAUUCUCAUCAUCCUCAUCAUCUUAAGCUUAUGGAGGUGUGGAUUUUUCAAGAGGAAGCGCCCACAGAAGCCAGAGGCCGUUGGACUCAUGGAAAAAGAGUGUGAGCCAGUGCCUGUGGUAGAGGCAGAUUUAGCAGAGCCUGUCAAUAAGGAACCUCCAUUUGUUGAGGAGCCUGUCCAUGAAGAAAUUCCACUUGUUGAGGAGCCUGCUAAUGAAACAGUAUCCAGUGAAAGAGAGCCUCUUGCAGAAACGAUAGAUGAAACGAAAAAGCUUGUUGACAACAGUGGUCCAGACGAAGUAACGGGAGAUAGCAAUAAAGUGUGAAGAUCAAAGCAUCAAUAUUUAACAACUGCAGUUCUUACUUGGGUGAAUAUAGCAAAACAGGAUUAGUUAUUUAAGGCAGCAUGCCCCGAAAGGGUCUUCCCCUUCUGUGUUUGGUAAAAUGUACAGUGAUACUUUGGCAGUGCUGCCACCUACUGGAAAUCAGUGCAAACUAGGCCAACUUCAUAAGAACAGACAGUUGGUGUGAAUAAUAACAAACUGUAUGUGAUUGAAAGAUGGAAUGUUAUGCUGAGAACAACUUAUGUAGCUGUAGUUAUUAAUUUUAAUGUCAAUAGAUUUUAUGUAAAUAAUACAUGUUUCCUGUCAAAGCCUGUCCUAUCAUCAUAAAUGCAGUGAAUGUUUUGCAAAGGGAGGUGUUAAUUAUGCCAUGAAUAUAAAAAAUCAAUUUAAAUUAUGAAUUAGUAAUAAAUCUAUACAUGUGUAUAAAGCGCAAUCUUCGUGGAAGCCUUCACUAGAGCUAGAUAGACACUUCCUUAGACCACACUUACAUUCCAACGAAUGUGCACACUUUUUAUUAUAGCUUUGUAAAGGGAUCAUGAACAUUUCACGCUUCAUUGGUUUUUGUUAUAAAAUAGGGUGAGAUUUGAACACUAAGGGACGGUGAUGACCAGUAUACAGCUAACAUUUUCUGACCACCACCUCUCAAGGGACAAUCAACGUGUCAGUGUUACAUAUAUUGAAGAUUUUUUUUAUAUUCAUAUAUACAUGUAUAUGCAUGUUUGAUAAUAUUUAUACUUUUUAAUUGUAUUGUUGAAUGCUAUAUAUAUAUACUGUCUGCAUUGUAAGUAAUUUUAUCAACUAUAGGGGGCGCUCAAUGUAUGAUAUUGGAGAGUUCCAACCAUAUAUGAUCAUCUUUUUUGAGAAUGUAGACAACAAACUCAAGUCUUUUCACAGAAAGGACACAUAAAAAUCCUCAAGUCUUCGGUAGCUACUUACUAAAAUGUGCUCAUAUGUUUCCGUUUAGCUCAAUAAUGAAUAUGUAUCCUCUUCGCUCAUGUUAACUAGUUGCUAGGUUCAUUGACAUAGUACAAUUAGACUCUUACCCGUUUAAAUUAAAGCACACAGUAUUGUUUUGUUUGCUUUGAAUUUUAUAUUCCCUCUUAUAUAUUAGUGUAUUUCAUUCUAGACAUGUUUGUUAUAUAUGUAUGUUUCUGUGAGGGAGCAUUGAUGUUAUUUGGAAUGUAGUAUACACAGUGUAUUUAAUGUUACCAUAUAGCCAGUUAUUAUCAUGGUUCUGAACUGUCACAGAUUUAACUUAAAAAAUGUGGAAAUUAUUUAACACAGGAUAUGUUUUGCAAUUUGGAAAUGAUUACUGUUUAGGCUCCAUCUCCCACGGUUACGACUUAGUGUAGCCGGUCGUGGCUACGGGUUCUUGUCCAACAACAAUCAACACCUUCUUUCUUUCAAUAUAGUUUAUUCCCUGGUCGAAAGACCCUAAAACAGCAAUUAAUAACAAUAAAUGUUAACCUUUCCUACCCUAGACAUUUACAUAAUAGAACAGGCUAGCUUGUGCUAGCGUAACAAAUUAACACACUUGAUAACUUUACGCUUCGCUAUAUAAUUAUUACUAAAUUAAAAUACUGAACAACACAGUCGCAAUCAUCUGGGAUACAAUACACAUGUGCGUAACACUUGUGAUAAGUUAUACAAAACCUACAUCUGUAAAUACAACAGAUAUAUAUAUAUAUGAAUUACCAGCGACUGAUGUGAUUUACAAUUACACUUACAAAUCUAUCACAUCAGUUAUAUCAAAUAAACAGGAUCACAAAAUAUGACCUACCUCUUCAAAUGGAAGAGGGUCUUUGAUCCAAGGGAGACAACCUGUACAGCCUAUGUGGACUUCAGGGUUAUUCAAAAUACUACAAAUAAAGACAUUUAUAGUGGUUACUACAAACUGUUCGAUCAAAAUCAUCGUUAUCAACCUAUACAAAGACUUGGAACAAAAUGCCUGAAAAUUCAAUUAAUUUACUGAAUCUGUUUUACAUGUUACAAAUGUACAUUUCCAAUGUAUACGGUUUAUACAUAUAUAAAAACCAUAGAAAAUACAAUGUUCUCACAAUUAUUGUGGUCUGUAGCCAAAAACAUCAAAACAAUGUAAGUUUAGAAUUCCGUCCACUUAGGCUGAAAACUUGUACAGGUGUGAAUAACAUUUAACACAAUUAAUCGCGACUCGCUGCGCAGCCACGCACUGGCCACUACAAAGAGUUUUAAAAACACACUAACCCCUGACCCCAGUCAGACAGGUGUACAUAUAAACUAAAAAUAGAUCACUGUCAUAUAUAUAUAAAUAUGACAAGCGCUCCUAUACAAGUUGCACUUAUUAAGUUUUGAUAAAAACAACUAAAUAACAUGAACAAUACAUUGUCAAUAAUGACACUGUUACAUUAGAAUAACAAGAUGGCAGAAUUGCCGUUUAAAAUUACAGAAAUUCAACAAUGAAAGAGUAAUUAGAGUUCAUUUGACAGAUAUUAUUUAUUCGUGUCAUAUUCAUUAUUACAUUGAUCAUCAAAUUUUCACUAUUACGAAUAGGCUGCCGAAAUUAUCAACUUGGCAGAUAUCAUAAUGAUAUUUUUGUGUCAUAUUAUUACAUGGAUCAAAUUUUCAUUAUCACGUAUGUGAAUGAGCAGAAGUUUGCAAAAAUGUCAUCCAUGUGAUAAUAAUUGGCUAUGGGGUAUAUUAUAAUGUUUUUUGUCGUCCUUAUUAUGAUGUUAGCCAUGCUUAUUCGUACUGUUAUAUAGCAUCACAUGAAAACCCAUUUUUUAUAAAACAAAAUAAUCUAUUUCUAUAUAUAUUUGUCCCACUAUUUCUAUUGUAUAAUGCCUUUCAUUAUGUUGUUUUUAUCACAUUUAUACAUUGCUUUUCUAUGCAUAUUUCAUCCCAGUGUUCCGUAUCAUUACAUCUGUGCUAUUAUUUCCCGAGGAAUACUAGUACAAUGUGUAUCUUUUUAUUUCGUGUUUGGCAUAUAUAAUCCAAGGAAGUUUAUUGUGAUUCCAAAUUAAAUUUUGGUUUUACAAUUUGGUCUCUUUCAAGUCCAAACUCACAUAAACUUAAAAGGGACAUCCUGUGGUCAAAUGAUCUAUUUACUGCAGGGUGUGUGUAAUA